Messenger RNA from Onychomys torridus (southern grasshopper mouse), 720 nucleotides. RefSeq names its product S-antigen protein-like. The record is from RefSeq and is a predicted model, not a curated record. NCBI's taxonomy places the organism in Eukaryota, Metazoa, Chordata, Mammalia, Rodentia, Cricetidae. The coding region runs from base 1 to 720 and encodes 239 amino acids. The transcript has 2 exons.
AUGCGGAAGAAUCUGAUGAGGAACUAUGGGCAAGUGAAUUUUUGCAUUGAUGGCAUUUUAAAAUUUGACGCUAGUUUCUAUAUAGGUGGCAAAAUGCCAAGAGAGGCUUCCAACAUGUUCGACAUCUGCUUCUCCCUUCCCUACCCGGGGUCCGCCACUGCCAGCAUCACAUCUGUAGCUGAUGAGCAGAUCGUAUCUCCACAGGAUGGAGAUGGCAUUGCAGAGGAUGGAGAUGAUGGCAUUGCAGAGGAUGGAGAUGAUGGCAUUGCAGAGCAUGGAGAUGAUGGCAUUGCAGAGCAUGGAGAUGAUGGCAUUGCAGAGGAUGGAGAUGAUGGCAUUGCAGAGGAUGGAGAUGAUGGCAUUGCAGAGGAUGGAGAUGAUGGCAUUGCAGAGCAUGGAGAUGAUGGCAUUGCAGAGGAUGGAGAUGAUGGCAUUGCAGAGCAUGGAGAUGAUGGCAUUGCAGAGCAUGGAGAUGAUGGCAUUGCAGAGGAUGGAGAUGAUGGCAUUGCAGAGGAUGGAGAUGAUGGCAUUGCAGAGGAUGGAGAUGAUGGCAUUGCAGAGCAUGGAGAUGAUGGCAUUGCAGAGGAUGGAGAUGAUGGCAUUGCAGAGGAUGGAGAUGAUGGCAUUGCAGAGGAUGGAGAUGGCAUUGCAGAGCAUGGAGAUGAUGGCAUUGCAGAUCAGAAAAUUGUAGAUAAUGCAUCAUUUCAUAAAAAUAACUAG